Molecule: messenger RNA, 12605 nt
Organism: Aquila chrysaetos chrysaetos
Lineage: Eukaryota; Metazoa; Chordata; Aves; Accipitriformes; Accipitridae
Gene: ERBB4
Product: erb-b2 receptor tyrosine kinase 4
Exons: 30
Coding region: 58-4077 (1339 amino acids)
Biological process (GO): positive regulation of kinase activity; multicellular organism development; protein phosphorylation
Cellular component (GO): basal plasma membrane; signaling receptor complex
Molecular function (GO): ATP binding; transmembrane receptor protein tyrosine kinase activity; epidermal growth factor receptor binding
Source: RefSeq, a predicted model, not a curated record
GCGGCGAGGCGGUGGCGGUGGUGAGGUCGGCGGCGCCGAGGCAGCGGCGGUGGCGCGAUGCCGGCGGCGGCCGGGGGGCUGCUGUGGUGGAGCUGCUGCGUGCUGGCGGCGGCGGCCGCCGGGGCCCCGCGGGCCGCCGCGGCGGCGCAGGCAGUGUGUGCCGGCACCGAGAACAAGCUGAGCUCCCUCUCUGACCUGGAGCAGCAGUAUCGGGCCCUGCGCAAGUACUAUGAGAACUGCGAGGUAGUUAUGGGCAACCUGGAAAUCACCAGCAUUGAGCACAACCGAGACCUCUCCUUCCUGCGGUCUAUCCGAGAAGUCACAGGCUAUGUUUUGGUGGCUUUGAAUCAAUUUGAAUACCUGCCAUUGGAGAACCUACGCAUUGUUCGUGGGACCAAACUCUAUGAAGAGCGAUAUGCUUUGGCGAUAUUUCUUAACUACAGAAAGGAUGGUAACUUUGGACUCAGGGAACUUGGCUUGAAGAACUUGACGGAAAUACUGAAUGGAGGGGUGUAUGUUGGCCAGAACAAAUUUCUUUGCUUCGCAGACACCAUUCAUUGGCAGGAUAUCGUGCGUAACCCCUGGGCCUCCAACUUCACUUUGGUUCCAAUGAAUGGCAGCUCAGGAUGUGGUCGAUGCCACAAGUCCUGCACAGGCCGAUGCUGGGGACCCACAGAGAAUCACUGCCAGACCUUAACGAAGACAGUGUGUGCAGAGCAGUGUGAUGGACGAUGCUAUGGGCCAUACGUCAGCGACUGCUGCCACCGGGAAUGCGCUGGAGGCUGUUCCGGACCUAAAGACACUGAUUGCUUUGCCUGUAUGAAUUUCAAUGAUAGUGGUGCCUGUGUCACGCAGUGCCCCCAGACUUUUGUAUACAACCCUACCACCUUCCAACUGGAGCAUAAUCACAAUGCCAAGUACACCUAUGGGGCAUUUUGUGUCAAAAAGUGCCCACACAACUUUGUGGUAGAUUCCAGCUCUUGUGUCCGUGCCUGUCCGAGCUCCAAGAUGGAGGUUGAAGAAAACGGUAUUAAGAUGUGCAAGCCCUGCACUGACAUUUGUCCUAAAGCAUGUGAUGGCAUUGGAACAGGGAGUUUAGUGUCAGCUCAGACGGUGGAUUCCAGCAACAUUGACAAGUUCAUAAACUGUACCAAGAUCAACGGCAACCUUAUCUUCCUUGUUACUGGGAUUCAUGGGGACCCAUAUCACACAAUCGCUGCAAUCAAUCCAGAGAAAUUGAAUAUCUUCCAAACAGUGAGAGAGAUAACAGGGUAUUUGAACAUACAGUCGUGGCCUGAGAAUAUGACAGAUUUCAGGGUGUUUUCUAACUUAGUUACUAUUGGUGGAAGAGCUCUCUAUAGUGGCCUUUCCUUACUCAUCCUAAAGCAACAAGGCAUUACCUCUCUGCAGUUUCAGUCCUUGAAGCAAAUCAGUGCUGGCAAUAUUUACAUAACAGACAACAGCAAUUUGUGCUACUACCACACUGUGAACUGGACCAGCCUCUUCAGCACACCCAGUCAAAAGACAGUGAUUCAUCGAAAUAAAAAGGCAGAGAACUGCACUGCCGAUGGAAUGGUAUGUAAUGAGUUAUGCUCAAGUGAUGGCUGUUGGGGGCCAGGGCCAGACCAGUGUCUCUCCUGCAAGCGCUUCAUCAGGGGAAGGACCUGCAUAGACUCUUGUAACCUGUAUGAUGGGGAAUUUCGAGAAUUUGCAAAUGGUUCUGUCUGUGUGGAAUGUGAUCCCCAGUGUGAAAAGAUGGAAGAAAACAUGAUCACGUGCUAUGGACCGGGACCUGACCACUGCACAAAGUGUUUCCAUUUUAAGGAUGGUCCAAAUUGUGUGGAAAAAUGUCCUGAUGGCUUACAGGGGGCCAACAGCUUCAUUUUCAAAUAUGCUGAUGAGGAUCGUGAGUGUCAUCCAUGUCAUCCAAACUGCACCCAAGGGUGCAUAGGGCCACGUAUUGAGGACUGCAUCGGCCUGAUGGAUAGGUGUAGAGGUCCCGCUAGUCAUGACUGCAUUUACUAUCCAUGGACACGACAGUCCACUUUACCACAACAUGCUAGAACCCCUUUGAUUGCUGCGGGAGUUAUUGGUGGCCUGUUCAUCAUCGUCAUUGUGGGCCUGACAUUUGCCGUGUAUGUUCGGCGCAAAAGCAUUAAAAAGAAGAGAGCAUUGCGAAGAUUCCUGGAGACUGAGCUUGUGGAACCCUUGACUCCAAGUGGCACAGCACCCAAUCAAGCACAGCUUCGUAUCCUGAAGGAAACUGAGCUGAAACGAGUAAAGGUUCUUGGCUCCGGAGCCUUUGGAACUGUAUACAAGGGUAUUUGGGUCCCCGAAGGAGAAACCGUAAAGAUUCCUGUGGCCAUUAAGAUCCUUAAUGAGACCACUGGUCCAAAAGCCAAUGUGGAGUUUAUGGAUGAAGCUCUUAUCAUGGCCAGCAUGGACCACCCGCACCUGGUGAGACUCCUGGGUGUCUGCUUGAGCCCGACCAUCCAACUAGUCACUCAGCUGAUGCCUCAUGGCUGCCUGUUGGAUUAUGUUCAUGAACAUAAGGACAAUAUUGGCUCCCAGCUUCUGCUAAACUGGUGUGUCCAAAUAGCUAAGGGCAUGAUGUACCUGGAAGAGAGGAGACUUGUCCACCGGGACUUAGCAGCCCGUAAUGUCUUGGUGAAAUCACCAAACCAUGUGAAGAUCACUGACUUCGGCUUGGCCAGGCUUUUGGAAGGGGAUGAAAAGGAGUAUAAUGCUGAUGGAGGGAAGAUGCCAAUUAAGUGGAUGGCUCUGGAGUGCAUACACUACAGGAAAUUUACCCACCAGAGUGAUGUUUGGAGCUAUGGAGUCACUAUCUGGGAGCUUAUGACCUUUGGUGGGAAGCCGUACGAUGGAAUCCCAACUCGAGAGAUCCCUGACCUCUUGGAGAAGGGAGAGCGGUUGCCCCAACCUCCAAUCUGCACUAUCGAUGUUUAUAUGGUGAUGGUGAAGUGCUGGAUGAUUGAUGCUGACAGUCGGCCAAAAUUCAAGGAGCUGGCUGCUGAAUUCUCUAGAAUGGCCCGAGACCCUCAGAGAUACCUAGUAAUUCAGGGAGAUGAUCGUAUGAAGCUCCCAAGCCCAAAUGACAGCAAGUUCUUCCAAAACCUUCUUGAUGAGGAAGACCUGGAAGAUAUGAUGGAUGCUGAAGAGUAUCUUGUUCCUCAAGGCUUCAACAUCCCUCCUCCCAUCUACACCUCCAGGACAAGAAUUGAUUCCAACAGGAGUGAAAUUGGACACAGCCCUCCUCCUGCCUACACCCCUAUGUCAGGAGUCAUGAUGUCGAAAUUUCCUUGCACGCCCUUGCUGACAAGCAAAAUGAACCAGUUUGUGUAUAGAGAUGGUGGCUAUGCUGCAGAAGUGCCGAUGCCAUACAGAGCUCCCGGCUGCGUAAUACCAGAAGCCCCAGUUGCUCAAGGGGCCACAGCAGAGAUCUUUGAAGAUGCUUGCUGUAAUGGCACAAUACGAAAACAAGUGGCAACCCUGGCAAAAGAGGACAGCAGCACCCAGAGGUACAGUGCUGAUCCCACAGUCUUCAUACCCGAGCGGGUCAUCCGGGGAGAGCUGGAUGAGGAUGGGUACAUGACGCCGAUGCGAGACAAACCUAAAACAGAUUACCUAAACCCGGUGGAAGAGAACCCAUUUGUUUCCCGACGAAAGAAUGGAGAUCUCCAAGCUGUGGACAACCCAGAGUAUCACAACGCUCCGAACGGGCAGCCCAAAGCAGAGGAUGAGUACGUGAACGAGCCAUUGUACCUCAACACUUUUGCAAACACCUUGGAAAAUGCCGAGUACCUGAAGAACAAUUUGCCAGAGAAAGCCAAGAAGGCCUUUGACAACCCAGACUACUGGAACCACAGCCUGCCCCCACGAAGCACCCUCCAGCACCCAGACUACCUGCAAGAGUACAGCACAAAAUACUUUUACAAACAGAAUGGACGGAUCCGGCCCAUUGUGGCAGAGAAUCCUGAAUACCUCUCCGAGUUCUCCCUGAAGCCUGGCACUGUGCUGCCCCCGCCGCCCUACAGACACAGAAAUACAGUGGUGUAGUGACCGUGGUCUUACAGAAGUGGAAAGGCAACCCCUUCUAGCUGCCUCACCCUUUCUCUCUCUCUCUCCUUCCAAUCUCUACCCCCUUCCUCCCUCCCUGCCUAUCUUUCUCCCAUGAGCUUCCUCUUCUUGCUAGUUCACUCAUUUUGAUAUUUCUAAGUGAAAGGAUGUCUUGGAGUUGUUUGCAGAUUGGGUUGGGAAUCUGGAAGGAAGGAAGGAAGGAAGGAGAGAGACUGAAAGAAGGCAUGUACAACCUGGCAUUUCUCACUUUCCGCAGAUCCAGAGGGUCGGACGGUCAGAGAAGCCAGACAGUACCAGUAAAGGCCAGUGGCAGUGUUGCCUGCUGUUGAGCUAGUUCUCAGUGAUUCAACCCAGACACUGUAGGGAAAGCCACAGAGAGGCUGUUUCUUUCAGCGGGAACUGAUGAGAGUCUGUACAGCAUUCCUGGAAAUCUCAACGCAGUUUCCAUAGGGGGAAAAAACGGACAAUUUUUAUAUCACGUGUGAUUGCAUAGUAAUUGAGAUUAAGAAUCCAAUUUCUUUCUCUAACACUUUCUAUCCCAGCAACUGAAAAUGGCUAACGUGGCUUUUCAUAAUUGUUCAGAUCUUCAUCGUGGCUUUCCAAGAAAUGAUGAUGUGACUCUAAUACAUGGCUAAACCCUUUUUCUGAGCCACACCAUGAUUUUGUGCCAAUUCCUAACCACAGAGACUCCCGCUCAGAACUGGUACAUGACUCGACCAUUUUUGUAUAUGUGCCAACAUGACAAACACUUUAAACACAAAAACCCUUUCAGAAGAGAGUAACAAAACCAUGCCUCCAACAUGUUCUUUUUGAAGCUAAAAGACAGGCCAAGAAACCAAGAUUUGUAUGCAAAAACUUUGCUUUCCUGUUUUAUACCUGGUGACUAUAAAUGCAUAAAAAGACCUAAACAAAUUCUUCCCUCUUUUUCUUCUUUGUGAUCAUGAAGGGAGUUGGGGAUGCUGUCAGGCAACACUGAGGACAAGAUGGAGAACUGGAGAGUUUGCUAUGGGUCAUGAAGUCUGCUGGCGUUAUGUGGGGUGGUGGUGGGAAGGGUCCUUUAAACUGGAAGACAGACACUGGACUGGAGAAAACGCACAUAGCGGUUCACUGGAAAGUUAGUUUGCACUUAAGCUCCAAUUUCAUUUGAACUGUUUUCUGGAUUUUGAAUGAAGCAAUAUGGAAGUGACCAGCAAAAUACAAAAUAAUAAUUUUAAAUUUAAAAAAAAAAUGAAUUAUAUGUAAAGGAUGACUGUGGAAAUGCCAAAAUGAAGCAAAUCAAGUCUUUGGAACAAUGUCUACCAGUUCUGAGAGGCCAUUGCAUUGACUGCUUCAGAGAAUACAGUGACAGAGCAACCAGCUCUUACUGCUGCCAUGUGAGGGACAGCAGAGCAAGCCCUGAAAGGGAUCCAAGGAGACAAAUGUCUUGCUCUGGCUUGCAGCACAGUACGGAAUACUUUCUUCUAAAGGGAGGAUUACUCUGGUACAGAAGACGGUGCAUAUGAGGUUUCAGAAGUCAAAAUACGCAUGACUCCGUCAAAAAUGUAAAUAAGUAUGAGUCAGUCUCCUUGCACUUAGUUCUGCUUUCAUCAACCUCAAUUUUUAGGUAGACAUCCCCAACCCUCUGGCCUGCUCCUCUUUGGUAAUAUCUUUCAGCCAGAGUUCUGGACGUUUUUAGCAACCUGAGGCAGAUGGAGCUGGGAAGGGAGGCGUAAGGGCCAGAGACACUGAUGGCUUGCUCCUGACACGCCAAGGCCCAUGUGUGUAGGAGCAUUUGCAUAUCUAGUUCCCACCAAAAAUCUUAAGGAACUAUUAAGUACCUUUGAAGAUCUGCCUGUGUCUCUAUCUAUCAAGGCCUUUAAAGGGGAAGAAACAGUACCUGAUGGAUGGCAAUCUUAGGUGAGACAACAGUAUUUCAGUUUAUGCGCUUCAGUACUAUUAAAGUUGAGAUCUUUGGGGUGACCUAACCUGGCAACAAAACCAGCAACAACCAGUGGUCUGGAAAUGGCAUCAAGCUCCUCCAAAUUCCUGCCAUCUCAACAGCUUGCCACCUUUAAUCGUAGGGAAGCAGAGGAAGGAGUAAGAAACAAGCAAUAGUUACCCAAAUCUUGGUGGCUGAGGGUCAGCUUGACAAAGGUAUGAAGAGAUUUCAAACCUGGGUUGGUUGUUAUGCUUGUAGGUGCGAAAAAAAUUGUGUAUGAUCAUUAGGUCAAGGUUUGUGCAGCCAACAGCCUGUUUCUGCGUCAAGUGUGUUCAGGCCAGCUUGAACCAGCUGCAGAGUGGAUAUUAAACCUGUAAACUGAGUACGUAGCUGAAAAGUCUGAAAACGGCAAGAACGAGUACAGACAUUUGAAGCUAUUAAAAGGAGACGUUGGGUCAAGCGGUACCAAGGUGGUUUGUAGUGGGAGAACAAAACGACCAGCAGACCGCUAAAGUGGGAUAGAUGGUUACAGAAGCAUCGUGCACCUGAGAGGCCUUGGCUCUUCCUGGUGCCCUCCCGUAACUCCUCAGGAUCUUGGCAGGGGACGGAGGCAGGCAUUGGCGAGGGGCUGGGGCACAGAGGGGUGGCACGAGGUCCUGGAGGCACCCCUCCAGGGAAGGUUUGCCAGCAGUAGUGCUCACAGGGUGUCUUCUGAAGCACAGGCAAGGGUCUGCCAGGUUGGGAUGCAAUUGCCAAGCUGCCCGGAGACAAAGACCAGCGCAGGAUUGUGGAUGUCCUCUUUCCGCGCAGAAGCAGCUUGGGUUACAUAGGUAGGUGGAGAAAGGGGUGAUUUGUCCCUGCGCAAGUCUUGUAACAGAGUAACGCCUAAUGGGGGAAAAAUAAAAUCCUAGUACAGUUUAGGUGUUUGAAUUCAAAGAGGUGCACUCAAAGGCUGCCGGGGCAGAAGCAUGCACACCCCCAAACCCAGGUGGGAUGGUGCUUGGAUGUAGCUGCUAAUGGGAGGUGAGGCCUGUUUGUUUCUCUGGUAAUUAAGUAGUACCGGUGUUGGAAACAAGCCCGUUGAAUAAUCAAAAUGUAAAUAAUUGUGGUUUUUAACAAUUUAACAUUUUAUUUCUUAUAAAACUUGAAUUAUUUAUUCAUUUUAAUUGUUGUCUGUAGGUGUGAUAUAAUGUAUUAAGUAGCGUGGAAAUGCAGAGGUUCCUUGAAGUGAGGCAGCACGAAGGCCAGAACGGAAGCUACCUUACACCAGGGCUUUGACACGCAGCCAGGCUGGGCCGCGCUGAGCCAUGCCAGCUGUGUCUUGAAUAGCAGAGGGAAAACAAAGGGUUGAUGAACACAGUAAUGCCUGAUGAUGGAAAACUCAACAGACUGCAGCUUCACAAGUGGGCUUUUUUUUUUUUUUCCCCUGGGCUUCUGGUUUGAGUUGCAAUUGCCAAAAAUGGCCCUUAUGUUUCCUGCUGUGCCAGUAGUUGACCUUGGUUGCAGUGCAAAGGGCCUGCGUGGUGCUGAGCGUCUGGUUAGCCGCUUCCUUUUCCCCAGUAAGAAUAGCAGUCUUCUGAACACAGCCCGUAAAUCUGCACCUUUCCUCUGGAAGAGUACUGCCUCUGAGCUACUUCGGCAGAUUUUUUGUCUCUUUGCCAAAGAAAGUUUAACCAUGGUUAAAGAAAGAAAGCAAAACUGAGAGCAGAACCAUUUGGCUGCUUUAAUCAGAUCAGCAGAAAUACCCGGCUGGCCCUAGGUCACACAUUUGCCUUAGUGGGUAUAGCUGCUGGCUUGGUGAAAGAUGUCAGGCAAAUGUACGUGCCAAAAUCACGGCAAACAUUCCACUGUAUUAUCUUGUGAAAGAUGAGGGUCAGGCUUUUUAAUGAAUAAUUACAGGUUUGGGGGGAUAACCAGGUAUUUCCAUGCACAAACAGUGUUUGGUCAGCACAAAGCAGUAGGUGAGAGCACCAGCAGAAGUAUUUUGUCUGGGUGUAAUUAAUUCUCUAGUUCAGCGAUGGUAUCUGUACACAGCACUGUCAGUUUUUAUGGAUUUUAUAAUGCAGUCUCCUAUUUGUAAAUGUUUUCCUUUCCCUUAUCGUCACCUGCGCGACAGAAGAGCAGUGACUAACUUUUCAAGAGCAGAUAUCCAGGUGUGUAUCAGCCAUCAUCCAAGGCACAAAGCAACGCGCUAAAUGAAAGAGAACAACAGCUUAUUUUUUCGUAAUCUCUUUCAGCGAUACUUGUCUUAGAUGUUAUUAUCUACCUGAGGGUUAUUUCAAACAGACGUGGAUGCUGGAUCUGAUUGACUUGCUGUAACAUAAUUGACUGAAACCAACUGCUUUUAAGUUUCCUUCUUCAGCUCUUUUCAAAUUUUUCUUUUUCUGCAAAAUAGCCAGGAGGGAUUCUUACAUGGCCGUUCACUCAGAUUGUAGCAGAGUAUUUACAACUUGCUUUCAAACCAGUCAUCUCUCACAGGUAGCAAGCAAUGGAAAUAAAUCCAAGUGAGUAUCAGCAGUAGGAGCUGCCGUGUGGGUCUGUUUCAGGUACCUUAAGCUCAGCCCUGAAAUCCUUUUCUUUGUACAAAAAAAGGUUGCGUUAACGCUGGCUGUACCACUUAUUUGGUAGGAAACACAUUUCUUGACUGCAGGAAUUGCAUGCAAUGACUUCAUUCCAGUUAUUUCCUGGAUUAGUGGGGAAAUACCUUUCCCUUCCUGUCCCACAAGUGCUAAGCCCAGAGACUGCCUGUGGAGGGCACUUGUGCAGAUGUGGUGCUGGGGCAGGGCAGCCGGGACACAUGCCACUGAUCUGAUACCGGUUUCCACUAAAGAUUUGAGAGGGAGUUACAGGGGAGCACGACCCCUCACCCUCAGCCACCACCAGUCCCAGCCUAGAAGCAAAGAAAAUGGCAGCUCCGAAAGACCAGCUUGGCCCUGGCUCUCUGUGGCUCCAUUCUUUUCCAUACCUAUAGGUAGAGCUGGGCAGUAUGGGUGAAGAGUACAGCUGUGAGGUAAGUCAGCCUAGAAAUGUAGCUUGGGGUUGGGGUUUUUUCUGAGGAUGGACCUAUAUGGGAAACUUGGAUAUUAAAGAAAAAAAAUCUUUUCUUUCUGGUGGGGUGUCUGUGUAGGUGUCCUGUGUCAUGGUGGCAGCUAAAGGAAUGAAGGGGUUAUUUGGGCUCAGCCUCGCUGCCCCCCAGAGCUCUGCGCACCCUGGGCAGGUAUCUCUUUAUGGAGAGGGUAGCAGCCACUGCAGCACCCACACACGGACACUCGCACCCUCUGCCUGCUGACCCUUUAAGAGGGAGGAAUUGGAGUAACGUAAAUGCCCCGGGGACUGACAGCUGGGGCAUCGCUCACUUGUCAGGAUGGAUUUUCCCCUUGCUUUGCACAAGGGGCUUACAGGGGUUCCCAGCCUGAUUCCCAAUCACGUUUGGAACUAUUGAGCUCGGGUGGGUAUUUACCUGCUUUGAGGGCUCUUUAGCUUGAGGGCGGCUGGUGGAAUGGAGGCCGGUGGAUGGAGGCUUUAGCAUGAACCAUAGCCGGGUGUCCGGUUGUUAGUCACCUCUUUGGUUCUUAAGGAGCACCUCAAAGGGGAGAUUAUUGCCUCACGUUCCCUUCAGCAAUUAUUUUUCAAAAGGUGUUGUGAUUUGCAGUUAGGUGAAGGCUGUGUACCUGUGCAUUUCUAGCUCUCUCACUUGCAAUAGUCUCAUUCCCGUGGAUCGUGGACCUCUGCUGCUGACAAAAGAGCUUGUCUGUUGUUAUAUAAAUCUGUGGGUUUGGGUUCACAUUUUUUUUAGAAAGGCAAGGCUGCGCGGGGCGGGGUUGGUUGGCUGUAACGUUCAUGCUCCAUCACGUGCAAGGAGCUGCGGUCGUCCCACAGGGCAGACUCUGUGCGGCGUCGCUGUGUUUGCAAGAUUGCCCCUCUUCUUUAUUUUCUGGCUCCUGCUAAGCGUUAGAGGGGUGGCGAAGGUCACUGUUACGAAUGGGGCUUUCAAACUCGGAAUAAGUAACAGAAAUAAAGCUUUGUGGUUAGAAGCACCACUCUCAGAUGUCCAAAAAUCACUCGCCCCCACCUUUGUUUUAAUUUUAUUUUAGCAUGAGGUCAUAUUCCUGUACCAUUGUGUGGAUUAGUACGUUGUUACACUGGUAGGCUCAUUGCUGUUGCGGAAAUGACUGACAGGUAAGGCUGCUGUGAGUGGUAUUGCAGUGGUAGCUGGGAUCCGCCUGUAGGUUUGGAGGAUGCAGAGCACCGUUCGGGGGGGGCCGGCUCUGACUGAUGGCGGUGGGACUUGCCUGAACCGCAGCCCAGCGUGUCUCCUAACCAGAGCCAGCCUGAAGAGGUGCUUCUGCCCCAGGCAUCCUCCAGCUGGGGUCUGUGCCGACAAAGCCAGGAAAAGGUGUGUGUGGGGGGAACCUAAGGACAUUAUCCCCAUCGGGAACCAAGAGGAGUCAGAGCUGCUUUUUUUUUUUUUUCCUUUUUUAUUAUUUAAUUUUGAGAGAGAGAGCUUUGUGGACCUUGGUAGAGAGGGGUUUUAAGGGGAGGUUUGUAAAGUGUUGGGCAGUGUGACUCUUCACGUCCCAGUUCUUCUCCCCUCCCCAAUAAAAAAAGCCAUGAAAUCGUGCUCCAGGCAUGUUGUGGACGAAACCACCAGGGCAAAGGCGCAUCCCGCACAGCACCCUCUCGCUGACGGCUCGGGUGUGAGCAGGGCACACACGUACAUCGAGCCGUCGGCUGUCACUGCCGUGCGCUGGCCAUGAGUGCUGCUUGCCAGCAGUCUGGUCCCCAGAGCGCCACCGUCCCCACGCCCUGCCCAACCUUUGAGCCCUCUCGGGGAGAAAACACUGUAUUGUCCAUAGCACUCCGAAGACUAAACCCUUUUGGGAUAACCACAGUAAUAAACUGUGAAUGGUAUUUUAUAAGUAAGUGUAGAUAUGUAUGCCGUUCUUUUGAGGUAAGGUACUAUGACAUAUGUAGCAUAAACUGGUACUGCUGUUAAAUGGGUCGAUUAUUAACUGAGCAGCUGUGUUAAGGGGUAGCUAACUUUGAAUGCACUAAACUACUGUUCCUUUGAAGACGGGGACUUGAAGGUCGUUGCUGGGUACUUGUCGUUUCAUGGUGGGGUGUGUUAAGAGGAAAAUGCAGGUCAAUGAAAACACAGCAUUUUUUAUAGCAUUUUAAUGUUGGAAAUUGGUACAUUCGAUACAUCCUCACAAUGGUUUUAAUCCCCUUUUCUUGCCCAGUUUUUGCAAUUUCCCCAACAUCAUAAGCUGGAAUUUCUAAAGAGGUGGCAGCCCUAGUGUAGGGAGGGGAAACUGAGGGGAAGAAGAAGUCUUUCUGAAAACCGAGAUACCCAAAAUGUAUUAUUUCCUGACCUGGCGGUCUUGAACUAUCGACUUUUUCUUUUCCGACGAGGCUCAGAUUCCCAGGUCAGGAGGAUGACGUUGCCGUCCCCUCGAAACCAAAGGCCGAGCCCCACCUGGGAGGUGGCACAGGGAUAGCACCGAGCUGCUGCGAGGCUCGCGGCACGGGGGGCGGCUGCCUCCCUGGGCCCUGCUGCCUCCCUGGGCCCCGCUUGCUGCAGCCGGCCUGUGCCAGCCGCAUCCCAGGAGGUGGGUGAGGGGCAGAGAUGGGGAGGGUCUGGGUUUUAGCCAAUUCUCCGUGUUCUCAGAGUGCAAAGAGACAACACAACAAUACUUCUGCCUUACGGAGUACCGUCAGAAUAAGAGAAGCAUCAGCGUGUUGGGGAAGACACUCAUUUCUUGCAAAGUGAUGCAUUCAGAGUUAGCUGCCUUUCUGAAACAAAAAUAAAAAAUACAAAAACUACUGUAUGUUACUUUGAAAAUGUGAAUAGUAUUUUUAUAGCUUGUUAAAGACACAGCUAGUUGCAUUUGUAAAUAAGGAUAAUGUUGCUUUUAUUUUCCUUGUGAACACCAUUAUUUGGAACAUAAUUGUCCUUAGGGUUGAUUUGUAUAUAGGUAAUUUGCUUGUGAUUUAAGCCGCUCCUCCCCUUUUCUUUCUCUUCCUUCCCACCCUCUGGUUUCGGUUAGAAGUACCAUUCUUGGCAUUCUGUGUGAUUCUGUGUUUUAGCACUAUUGUGGUGUGUUCAGACUUUCUGCACUUGCUUACACAGUAGGGUAUGCCAAUCGUGUGUGGCGUAAUGUUACUUUAACCUUUCGUUUCUCAUAUUUUAGCUAUCGAGGAUUAUGCACUGUUAAAAUACUUACUGACCUGGGUUAAUAUUAGGUACAUAUUUUAGCAUAAUUUCCCUUCUUUUCAUGGUUUCUUGUUUUUUCUUUUUUUCCUUCCCUCCCCUUUUGUCUUGUUUGGAGGCUGGGGAGAAACCUGUGGAUCUUCUCUUCGUGUGGUUAUAUUCCCCCCCCCUGUGUGCAGUCCUGAGUUUCUCCUCAUGGUCCUUGGGUAGAGCUUUAUCUGUUUGUUAAGGCAAAUGUAGACUGCGACCCACCUUGCAUCAACCCACGCUCAUCCCAGCUGAACAAUUUGAAAACUGUUCUGCCUUUUUGUUACAUGAAUCUGUCAGAAAUAUAUUUUUAAUUUAAUAUAAAUGAAAUUCAAUAAAAUACAAAACAAA